UCACAUUUAACUCACGAUACACGAAACAUGUUUUCAUCGGGCCGCGUCUCUGGUCUGACAAAACUAGCAUCAUCAUCUCGCCGACCACUCGCUACCUCAUCUCGAGUCUUUUCUUCAUCCUCGGCAUCUAAAUUCUCCGAGUACAGCGACGCACCAGGCACAAGCACGAGCGCAAACCCGUCCUCGGAUACCACCGCAGAACCUCUUCCCUCCACCUCCCAUCCCACCGAAAGCAAAGACCACAAGGAAAAGGGCUACUAUAAAAUAACCUUAACACGAUCCGCCAUCUCCCUAGGCACGCGUAAACAGGCCACACUCGCCUCUCUCGGUAUCACACGACGCAUGCAAACGGUGUUCCACCCCCAUUCCCCGGAGUUUGCGGGUAAGAUCCUUGCUGUGAAGGAGCUCGUACAUGUGGAGAAUGUUAAUAAGGAGGAGGUGAAGAGUCAGAGUGAGAUGAGGAGGUUGAGGAGACCACAGAAGGGGUUUGAGGUUGUGAAGAAGCUAGGGGAUGUGGAGGUGGGGUUUUAAUUCUUUGAGGGGAGGGUGCGUGGAAUGUGGAAUGGGGAGAUUAGAACAUAAUAGUGGUUGCUCGAUUUUGACGUAGAACUUGCUUAUUGGUCUUUUCCUGACGCAAUGCAUCUCCAGCUACUUCUAGUCUGAUCAA
This is a messenger RNA of Fomitiporia mediterranea MF3/22, 667 nucleotides long. RefSeq lists its product as uncharacterized. Gene Ontology annotation, cellular component: mitochondrion; large ribosomal subunit. Lineage: Eukaryota; Fungi; Basidiomycota; Agaricomycetes; Hymenochaetales; Hymenochaetaceae. The record is from RefSeq and is a predicted model, not a curated record. The coding region runs from base 28 to 531 and encodes 167 amino acids. Gene Ontology annotation, molecular function: structural constituent of ribosome. The transcript has 2 exons. Gene Ontology annotation, biological process: translation.